AACAGGAAGAAACAGUUGAUCAGGACUGAUCAGAGGACUAAUCGUUAUGUUUCUUCUCCAGCUGAUAUCGGGGUCUCUGCUCCUCCCCCUUGUGAUGAGUUCAGGCUCGGGGAAACACUCGCUGUGGGCGUUGGCCACCUACAUCUCAGGAUCAACCCAGUUCCCAGAGUUCUCUGUGGUUCUGAUGCUGGACGACAUCCAGGUGGGGUACUACGACUCGGAAAGUGACCGCAUGAUGAGAGUCGAUGGUGCAGGUAAGAAGGAGGCGGAGCUCGGCCUGGCAAAGCAAGCAGUCUUCAUCCUGCAGGACAUGCUGCAGGACAUGAGGAAGAGGUUGGACGUGCUCAGAGAUGACCUGAACCUGACCGCGCCAGGCGUGUACGUGCAUCAGCGCCUGACAGGCUGCGAGGUCCGACAGGGCGGCCAACCAGAGAUCAUCAUGUUCAGGGACGGCGCCAACAGGCAGGAAGCUGAUGGUCUGCAGUACAACAUGACCCACUUCUUGUACUUCAGCGGCAGCAGGAGGCAAUUCCAGUGGGACACCCUGAAGCAGAAGUACAUGCAGAUGCUCUACUCAGACAUCUACCUGCCAUUCUGCGUCCAGACUCUGCAACAACUGCUGGAGCGUGAGAAGCACCUGGUGAUGCGUCGUGUUCGACCUCGACUACGCCUCCUAUCAAAGCCGGGGGGGGGGGGGGGCGGGGCCCAGAUCACCUGUCUGGCCACAGACUUCUACCCUCGACACAUCAACCUGACGCUGCUGCGGGACGGUGAACCCGUGGACGAGAACCAAAUGACUGUUGGCUCGGUGCUGCCCAACGGCAACGGUCUCUACCAGCUGAGGAAGACGCUGAUGGUGGAUGAAGAGGAGCUGCAGAGGAAGCACAAGUACACCUGUGCAGCGUCUCACCUGAGUCUGGACAACCGGCUGGAGGCGGAGUCUUUCCGCUCAUUCAGAGUCCACGUCAUCUCUGCUCCCCUCGUCCUCCUGCUGGUUGUCGUCAUCCUGCUGCUGGUGCUGAUGAUGAAUAUGAGGAAGAGGUCAGGGUCAGAGGGCAUCUCCAUGGAAACACAGGAGAGUCAUGGAGCCAGCACUGAUGAGGGAUCGGAGCCAGGGGUGGAGGACCAGGACGUGACGGCUCCACUGAAGCAGAUUUCAUCCAAAUAAACCCAGGCCCAGUUCACAAUCUCAUGACGGAGACAACAAAGACGGAUGAUAUAGUGAUGGAAAAUUUAACCUUUGUCACUUGAUGGGUACGCGUUGACGCGUACCACACGCCGUGACUGACGUGCACCUCCCAAAAAUUGUAACUACAUGUCAAUGCGAUGCAGACGGAGAGGGCUGUGAUUGGUUCACUUGGUAGCAACGCAUUUCCGGUUUCCGGUUUGAAGCAGUCGUGAACUUUCAGCGCUCUUUUCUUCGUGUAUGUGUGAUUUUUUUUGUUUUGGUUUUUUGCACAAUAGUUUGUCCUUAUCUGUUUGAUUCACUGUAACCGGAAAAAGUCGGAUAAACCAUUCAAGAAAAGAUCGCGAAUUAGCGGUCAUGGGGGGAACUGCACCGUGGCGAAAUGGAAUGACGGAGAAAUCCGAAGGAUUCACGAUGGCGUCACGGUGACGGCGUCACGGUGACGGCGUGUGCACGGCGUCGAUUUGACGCAGAACCAUAAUUCAAGCUUAAGUCUACAGCCACACCUUUAGUCUUCCAGCACUUGCAGGAAAGAGUUAAGUAAAAGUAGUAUUUUAAUGGAUCACAUGAAGAUCCACACUGGCGAAAGGCCGUACCUGUGCAACACCUCCGGCAACACAUUUACUCAUUUAUCACAUCUUAAACACCACAUAACCACGCACAUGUGCGAGAAGUCCUACAUCUGCAAAACAUGUGGAAAAAGUUAAACAGAACUUUUCAACCUGGUGAUUCACUCGAGGAUCCACACUGGCGAAAGGCCGUACCUGUGCAACACCUGCGGAAAAACCUUUACUAAAUCAUCAGCUCUUAAACGCCACAUAACCACGCACACGGGCGAGAAGCCCUACAUCUGCAAAACAUGUGGAAAAAGUUACAGGCUACGUUCCACCUUGGUGGUUCGCUUGAGGAUCCACACUGGCGAAAGGCCGUACCUGUGCAAGACCUGCAGCAAAACUUUUACUAAUUUAUCACAUCAUAACCGCCACAUAACCACGCACACGGGCGAGAAGCCAUAUUUGUGCAAGACGUGCAACAAAGGUUUUAGUCGCAGAAUUGAUUUGCUGAGUCACAUGAAAAAUCACCCGGAGGAGAAGUCUGGUGACUCGUGACAAAUGAAGCUCAUGUUGUCGUCCUCCGGGGCCAGCUGUCCACUCCUGUCUGACCCACAGAAGAAGAACCCGCAGAAGUCCAACCACCACCUCCUGUGGCUGAUGAGCCUAAUCCCCUCCCCACAAGGGUUGCAGGUUCAACCCGGAUUUAUGCUUCUCCGUCAACUUGACGCAGAGGGAACGAUGUGGUUGUGUACUUUUUUUUAAAGUUCUGCAUUGAGUUUGUUUGAAUCCCUGCUCCUUCUUAAAAUCGUAUUAUUUGUUGCUGUUGGUAACUUUCCGUCUCCACGGUGCAAAUAAAGAGCUGUUAGUAUGUGCUGAAGUUUCUUUAAACGUGACAGUUUAUUUCGUUCAUCUACAAAGCCUCUCUCACACGUCCUUUUUCCCGUCUGUUUCUUCUUCACUCACAUUCUCUGUAAAGUUAAUCUGCAGCUCCAUGUUGUUAAACUCUCUCCAUGUACUCCGUUCAGAGGUUAUAUAUUGUAAUGUUAUACAUAGUUCGCUGAAAACUGUAAAAGGCUUUAUACAUUUUAAAAUCUGAGCUGCGCGUACAUCAG
Molecule: messenger RNA, 2852 nt
Organism: Cololabis saira (Pacific saury)
Lineage: Eukaryota; Metazoa; Chordata; Actinopteri; Beloniformes; Belonidae
Product: T-cell surface glycoprotein CD1b-like
Biological process (GO): immune response
Cellular component (GO): external side of plasma membrane
Source: RefSeq, a predicted model, not a curated record